AUGUCGGGGAAUGGUGCAUCGAGUUCAUCAAUGAGCAUGAAAUCAGACGACGACAUGGUUGGUAAUAACAGGAACAAGAGUGUGUUGGUUGUUGACGAUGAUCCGCUCCUUCGAAUGUUUCAUGAUACGUAUCUCAAACAUGUUGGUCUAAAGACCCGAGUGGUUGAGAAUGGAAAAAAAGCUGUCGAUCUUUUCUAUCUUGGAGCUUAUUUUGAUCUCAUUUUAAUGGACAAAGAAAUGCCUGUCAUGAAUGGUGUCGAGGCAACUAAGGCGUUGAGAGCUAUGGGAGUGAGUAGCAUGAUCGUUGGUUUAACUUCUCGUGUGCCACCGUGUGAGAUGCAAGCUUUCAUGGCGGCUGGCCUCGAUUUUUGCUUUGAAAAACCUUUAUCUAUUAAUACAGUCGCUUUUCUUUUAAAAGAGCUCAACAAG
Molecule: messenger RNA, 429 nt
Organism: Hibiscus syriacus
Lineage: Eukaryota; Viridiplantae; Streptophyta; Magnoliopsida; Malvales; Malvaceae
Product: two-component response regulator 24-like
Exons: 2
Biological process (GO): phosphorelay signal transduction system
Source: RefSeq, a predicted model, not a curated record